Molecule: messenger RNA, 973 nt
Organism: Sinocyclocheilus rhinocerous
Lineage: Eukaryota; Metazoa; Chordata; Actinopteri; Cypriniformes; Cyprinidae
Gene: zte38
Product: zebrafish testis-expressed 38
Exons: 11
Coding region: 119-946 (275 amino acids)
Source: RefSeq, a predicted model, not a curated record
GAUUUCAAGGCACUAUUCUUUGUAAAGCUGCUUUAAAGCAGUAUUAUACAUCAACUAAGCCCCCGUGUUUCAUCAGGCACUGGAUACUAAAGCUCAGUCACUGGUUUUUGUCAAACGCAUGGUGGUUAUAGCUGUAUCCUCCAUCACCUAUCUGCGUGGGAUAUUUCCAGAGGACUCCUACAGAUCCAGAUACCUGGAAGAUUUGUGUAUCAAAGUCCUCAAACAGGAUUGUUCAUGCCCUGAAGCCCACAAACUCGUCAAAUGGCUGUUGGGAAGUUUUGAUGCAUUGGAGAAGAGAUAUCUUCAAAUGGUGGUCAUUGGGGUACACACAAGCCCAGAUGACAGUAAUCAUGUCAUUGAGUCCUACCAGUUUAAGUUCAGAUACUCAGAGUGUGGACCACAGAUGGACAUCCUGUGGAGUAAUGUGACUGGGGACACAAGAGUGACCUUGGAGGACACAAAGAAAGCUUCAACGCUCCUGAUCAGGAAGCUGUUCCUCCUCAUGCAGAAUCUAGAGGCUUUGCCCACUGGCGUUUACCUCACUAUGAAACUCUACUACUAUGAUGAUGUCACUCCACCUGAGUAUGAGCCACCAGGAUUCAAGGCAGGUGUAAAUGACAGUCUGUGGUUCGAGGGAACUGCAGUGCACUUCAGAGUGGGCGAUAUUCAGUCUUGCUUCCACAGCAUGAAGUUGCGCGUGACGGCAGCACAGAGCCGGCUUGGGAAGCUGCUGGAGGGAGGCCAGUUGAGUGAGAACGACAUGGAGAUGGAGACACCCUCUCUCUCUCAAAUCAGAGAAGCAGAAACGGUGACCAGAAACUGUGAGCAGGACCUGCCCUCUGAAGAUGAAUCUAUCGCACAGUUCAAACAGCCCAAAAAAGCUAUAGCAAAGAGGAGGUGUGUCCGAAGCAAAGUCACAAGGAGGAAAAAGAAGAAAUGCUUUUGAAACCACAAGUUCACAUCAGACAAAAUG